AUGGACGACCAGAUUGACCCCAUCUGCCUCCGAUUCAACGCCCGCCUUGCAGCCUAUCGGCAAAAGGCCGAAUUAGCUAAGCAGACUACAGGACAGCUGCCAAAAUCGAGGCCAAGAAAAGACAUCGUCAUUAGGGAACAUCAAGUAUUCUCCACUAUUCCAUCGAAGCUCCUUGACGAUGAAGUUUAUCAUGCAGAGGAUGAGUUUGUUCCUCUCGCAUACCCGCCCUCUACCAGAAGUAUGAGAGAGCUACAACAGAUGCCGCUGAAGGAUUUGCGAUUGGAGACUCAUCAUCACGGGAGAGUCCUGAUUGUACGGUUGCCAGUAAAAGCGCUUAGAAUACUGCGAAACAUUCAGACCGUCGUUGAAGACUCUGAAGGCGAUGUCGAGAAGCUACUCAUCUUCAACUUUCCAUUGUAUCUGGACCCGACAUCUUCACUUCCCCGAGGUCAACACAUCGCAAUCAAAGAGCCAUACUACACAGCCCAUGGUGAGGGUGGUGUCAUCCAUGUGCAUCAUUCUUCGGAUAUCCUCCGCCUUGGAUCUGCGGACGAGCUGGUGUCACCACCUAUGAAGAAUGGGGCGACCAAGAAAACUGCAGAACAAUGGAAAGUCGAGGGAAACGAAGCUUACAAGCGGGGCCAAUAUCAACAAGCUAUUGAAUGUUUCACUUUAGGACUUGCGGUCUUAAAUGAUCCCACCCAAGAACUUGGCCGGACGUUGAGACGCAACCGAGCGUUAAUGCACUUAUCUCUCGAACAGUACGACGCCGCCAAGGCCGACGCAAUACAGUCUCUAGACAAUACCUCCAGCAACAUCAAAAGCUUGUAUCGCGCGGCGAUGGCAUGCUACGAACUCGAGCAGUUUUCAGAAUGUGAAACUUUUCUACGGAAGAUACUUAAAUGCGACAUGAGCAACAAGGACGGCCAGCGGGAGUACAAGCGCGUUUUGGAACGUCUCAAAGAGGAGCGACUUGGAAUCUACAACUGGAAAGAGAUGAUCAACAAAGUCAAGAACGGCUUGUCGUUGGACCUGGCGUCUUUCAGAAAAAGAGUUACUGUCAAGGAUACGGGAGACCGUGGUCGAGGACUCUUCACCCGUGAAGCAGUUAAAGCCGGUGAUCUCCUUCUCGUCGAAAAGCCUUUUGCUGCUGCUUCCGGAGACGAAGAUCCCAAAGAGAAUUACAAUCUCAUGAACAGCAACACUCUGCGCUUUCACAUCAGUAAACACGUUCAGCUUGUUCGAAAAAUUGCCACAAAACUGGCAAAUACAUCUCAGGGACCAAAAUUCUUGGAUUUGCACGCAGGAAGCUACCCACGGACCGGUAAAGAAGGAACAAUCAUUGAUGGGACUCCUGUUAUUGACAAUUUCCUUAACAUUGCCAUUCUCGAACUGAAUUGCUUCGGGUUCCCUGGACGCACUCUUAUUGACGCAACAUCUACAUCAUGUGAAGACUCCUUAGGCAUCUGGAUCACUGCUUCCUAUCAAACAAUCGUUCAUUGGCGAAUGAUGGUUGUCCGUGCAACAAGAGACCUCGAUGAAGGUGAGGAGAUCACCUUCGCCUACUUCGACCCAAAGCUUGGACUCGAUAAGAUUCGUAAGCGGACACUUCAAGAAUUUGGUUUUGAAUGCAACUGCGGCACCUGUUUCGCGGAUGUUCAGUGUACACAGGAAUCUUGUUCACAGCGGAACGCAAUCAACGCUGAAAUCACUACGAUCUUACUUGACUCCAACUCUGGGACCUCCGCGCCUAUGGUGGAUCGCGCUACGAGCCUCCAUAAGAAGUUGGCUCAGACAUACGACAGAGUAGCAUUCUUGAACCAGCCUCGUUGUGUUCUUGCACAGGCUACUGCGAGAUUAGCUAUGCUUCACGUCUCCCGGAACGCUACCAUUGCCGAGAAAUAUGCCUGGGAGGCCACAAGAUGCUUAGGAUUCAAGCGCUUGAGUUGUGCGGAAGGAUUGAUCAGUACUGCUGGCCAUGUGGAUGGCACAGUUAUUGAAGCCUGCAUAGUCCUCCAAGCUAUCAUGGCGAAACGGAACUCGCAGACGGAAGUGAACGUCAUCUUGAAAAGGGCGAAAGAAUUCUACAAAAUGUGCUUUGGGGAAGACGAAACGUUCUCUGAGAGAAUGACCGGACAUGUCAUAUACACACCUUCUUGAGCUUGCUAGCUACUGCAUUGAAGGCCAAGGUAUCGACCCGCAGCAUGCUGCUGGCCUUAAUAACCUUCAGCGGAUUCACUUGGGUUUGGGAUUAAAAAGAUAGGAC
Messenger RNA from Aplosporella prunicola CBS 121167, 2266 nucleotides. RefSeq lists its product as uncharacterized. NCBI's taxonomy places the organism in Eukaryota, Fungi, Ascomycota, Dothideomycetes, Botryosphaeriales, Aplosporellaceae. The record is from RefSeq and is a predicted model, not a curated record. The coding region runs from base 1 to 2160 and encodes 719 amino acids. The transcript has 5 exons. Gene Ontology annotation, molecular function: protein binding.